UCUUGCGGUUGCAGUUCCGCGCAAAGUCCCGAAAUACUAGAACUGGUCGAUCAAGUCAGCUGCGGCAUUUGCCCCGGAGCCAAUUUUUCCUUACUUCUAUUGCACCGCCGCCGUGCUUCCUAGUGUGGCCAAACUUGAUCCGUUCAUCCGCAAUCCGCAUCAUGCAUCCGUGCUUUCGCCUCGUGGGUGUGCCAUGAAAACCCUCCUCUCGCCGCACUACGUCGCCCAAGCUGUCACCCAAACUGACCUCAUCAUCGCAUCCCUGGCCUGGGGGUUUACCAUCGGCUUCGGCUGGCUGACGACAUGGACGGCCGUGAAGCAGACGACGCGCAUUUGGAGGCGACGCGGCCGUCGUGUCUUUUCGAAUGCCUAUGUUGUGAUGAUCUGGCUGGAGAUCCUCGUCUGUCUUAUAUUCGCCAUAAUUUGUUUUCUGCAUUUGUUAGGCAUUAUACCCCCGAGGUUCGUGUGGCUCCUCUUUGGUCAACGUCUUGACGCGAUGCUAAUGUUGGGCGACUACAGUUUCGCAUUCUACUUUUGCAUCCUUACUACCUGGGCUCUUCAAGUACAAUUCCUUCUUCAAAUCAUCAUUAAUCGAUGCGCUGUCAUCAUGGCCGAUGCGGAAAAAUCUUGGCGUCUAAAGGUCGGCGUCGCCAUAUUAAUCACAGCAGUCAACAUAUCUGUUUACAACAUAUGGAUACCUGCCCGUUUGCAAAUAUCAGAACGAUACAUCUGGCUAAACGACUGGUGGGACCGAUGCGAGAAGGUCAUAUAUCUCCUUGUUGAUGGCUGCUUGAACUUUUACUACAUCCACCUCGUUCGGGUCAACCUGGUCAUGUUUGGUUUGACAAAGUAUAAGAAAUUGGCCCACUUCAACAUGUUCAUCAUUGGCUUUUCCCUCAGCAUGGACAUCCUUAUCAUUACCAUGAUGAGCUUGAACAAUACCUUUGUCUACAUGCAGUUUCACCCACUCGCAUACAUUGUCAAGCUCAACAUCGAAAUGUCCAUGGCUGAGCUAAUCGGAAAGAUCGCUCGAGAUUCAACCUCGAGCCAUAUAUCAGACGAAACAUAUACCAACUCCACUGGCGAUGGAGGUUACGCACUGGAGAACAUAUCAUCGAUCGAGGGCCGGAGGACCUUCACCGGGGACGCGGAAGAGGCUCUCACGGUUGUAAAGUCGAGAAGGUCCAUACGCUAUCUCCCCACCGACUCGUAUGCCAGCCAUGCUGCGAACCUUGGGGAUAGAGCACCUAUACCUCCGGUCCUAUUAAGGGAAUGACCAAGUUAGUAUUAGACAUACUAGGAAUAAUAAACCGUCUUGAUGGCGAGUUAGAGUACACCUCUCCAUCUUUAUCUCGUGCAAGGCCUCCAACGGCGUCGGGAGGAUCUCGACAGAUCGGUAGAGAUGAUCAGCCGGUCCACUUUCUGUUCGUCAUGUAGUUGGAACAAA
Messenger RNA from Ilyonectria robusta, 1447 nucleotides. RefSeq lists its product as uncharacterized. The transcript has 4 exons. Bases 194 to 1276 code for a protein of 360 amino acids. The record is from RefSeq and is a predicted model, not a curated record. NCBI's taxonomy places the organism in Eukaryota, Fungi, Ascomycota, Sordariomycetes, Hypocreales, Nectriaceae.